Messenger RNA from Pseudonaja textilis, 1186 nucleotides. The record is from RefSeq and is a predicted model, not a curated record. NCBI's taxonomy places the organism in Eukaryota, Metazoa, Chordata, Lepidosauria, Squamata, Elapidae.
AAAAAGCUGUCCCUGGAAUUUUUCGAACCACUUCAUCUUUGUGGUGGAGCUGAAGGAUUGGCUGAACCGUUGUUUCAGGGUGGUAUGUCUUUUGAGGAAGUGGCCGUGUAUUUCUCCAAGGAGGAGUGGUCUCAACUGGAUGCGGGCCAAAAAGCGCUCCACAGAGAAGUUAUGCUGGAGAAUUCCAGAAAUCUGGCUUCUCUGAGCUAUAGUGGGCAGAAGAAUAAGAAUUGUAAGGAGGAAGGCCAAGCGAUCCAUUUGAAAGAGGGGAAAGAGAAGCGAUAUCAAUGCAUGGAAUGUGGAAAGACAUAUAUUCAUACCAGUAGUCUCAAUUCCCAUAAGAGGAUCCACACAGAAGAGAAGCCAUAUCAGUGCAUGGAAUGUGGAAAGAACUUUAGGAGGAAAAACAUUCUGAUUCAGCAUAAAACUAGCCACACAGAAAAGAAGUUAUAUCAAUGCAUGCAAUGUGGAAAGAGCUUCUCUUAUUAUAGCUCUCUUAUAAGACAUCAAAGCAAUCAUAAAGGAGAAAGACCUUAUAAAUGCAUGGAGUGUGGAAAGGCCUUUACUUGCAGUAGUAAUCUCAAUUCCCAUAAGAGGAUCCACACAGGAGAGAAACCAUAUCAAUGUAUAGAAUGUGGAAAGACCUUUCCUUGUAGCAGUAGUCUCCAUUCCCAUAAGAGGAUCCACACAGGAGACAAACCAUAUCAAUGCAAGCAGUGUGGAAAGAGCUUUACUUGCAGUAGUAGUCUCAAUUCCCAUAAGAAGAUCCACACAGGAGAGAAACCAUAUCAAUGCAUGGAGUGUGGAAAGACUUUUACUCAUAGUAGUACUCUCAAUUCCCAUAAGAAGAUCCACACAGGAGAGAAACCAUAUCAGUGCAUGCAGUGUGGAAAGUCCUUUCCCUGUAGCAGUCGUCUUAAUUCUCAUAAGAGGAUCCACACAGGAGAGAAGCCAUAUCAGUGCAUGGAGUGUGGAAAGAGCUUUACUUUCAGUAGUAGUCUCAGUUUCCAUAAGAGUAUCCACACAGGGGAGAAACCAUAUCAAUGCUUGAAGUGUGGAAAGACCUUUCCCUGUAGCAGUGAUCUUAAUUCCCAUCUGAGAAUCCACACAGGAGAGAAACCAUAUCAAUGCAUCGAGUGUGGAAAGAGCUUUACUUUCAGUAGUAGUCUCAGUUCCCAUAAGAGGA